AGGAACUUGAUAACACUCUUCACUGAUAGUACAUAAACUAGCACACACAUCGGAGAUUUGCGAAGACUACACAAAUUAAAGACGUUGAUUAACUAGUUGUUAAAAGACGCCGAGAAUAUAGACGAUUUCGAGAAGAUAGAUAGAUAGAUGGUUGACACAAAAUAUCAUCUCAUACUGUAAGACAACGGAUCCAAACAUUUGGCAGGUGAGAUCCCGGAAAAAAAAAACCCACACAUCCCGACUUCAGAAUUUUUUUUGGGGUGAGAAAACUCAGGAACCAUACACUUUGAUACAAGAACUAAAGCGGUAAUGGCAGAAGUUUCCCUAGCUCAAGAAAACAUCAAGGAAAAGGUCAAUGCAGUGCGGGAAGUGAUCUUGGGGAAAAGCAACAAUGAAAUAAUAUUAGUCCUACAGUACUAUGAGUAUGAUGUUGCCAAGGCAAUUCAGGCCUAUUGUGAGGAUGGAGCAAAGAAAGCCUUAACAGAGUGGCACUGGUCUGGAAAUAAGACCCCAAACAAGAAGAAGAAGAACAAAAAGAAGGCUUCAUCUGUAACCGCGAGUGAAGAUGGGGAGUCACAAUCCCCCAAGAAAGAGACAUCCAUCUCCUCACACUUAACUAAUGGUAUCGCCAUCAAGGACAAUAUACCUAACGGUGUCAUAGUUAAUGAAACAGAGUCCUCAAAAUUAUGUAACAGAGACACUGAACCCACUGGGGUUGAGCAGGCUUCAGUACCAGGUGUGCAGGCAGCUAGCGGGAUGUCACCAAACUCUAACAACAAUGCAGAACCUGCGAACUCAUCCCCAUCAAAACGGCAAUCACCCCAGCCUCAAAGGCAGCAACCCUCAUCUCGAAACUCGCCCCCAGCAUCAUCGUCACAAUCUCAUAAACCCACAUCCACCCCCCAGCCACAGCGACUGCCACACAGCCAUCCUCAUAGCAGACAACGAACGCAAUCUGGUUCACAUUCCCAUAGACAGAGAACUGUCAGUGAAAAAAGUAAUGCAUCUCAAUCUGAACAUAAACCAACACACUAUAAAGCACAUGCAGGAUUGGAAAAGUCUGUGAAGGACUUACACAGGCAGACUGUUGCAUUAGAAAGAUUUCGUAUGAUUCUAAAUGAAGAAGUUGAUAAAACCUACAAAAGAAUCAAGACAGUGUUUGAUGAAAUGAGGACAAGUUUAAACAGCAGAGAAGCGGACUUAACUUCAGAGAUGGAUCAAGUGAAACUAUCAGCUAAUGAUAUAUUUGCAAUGAGACAGAAAAGAGCAAUUGAACUGAAAACAAAAGUAGACAGAUCAGACAAUAUGAAUGAACAAGAAUUAUCGGAACUUCGUUCCGAAAUCAAGCAUUUCAUAGGUGAAAGAAAGAUUGAUGAGGAUUUGAGUAGGACAACCAGAUUUUUGUAUGAUUCAGAUCACCUUAAAGAGGAAAUUUGUCAAUUUGGAGAAGUUGUACCAGUGAAAUGUUCAUACUCCGCCCGUCGUCCAUCUAUUAGUUCCGUGGCCAGUAGUGGACCAGAAGAGGUGGAUAGUUUAGCUUCAUCUCUCAACAAUCCAGCACCAGUUGUCGAUUCGGGACAUGAAAUGGGACAGGAAAACAUAGGUGCCAGUGAAGCUCACGAAAUGGCAGAACUCCAAAGGAGGCUGAAAGGUUCAUUACAGAUACAGGGUUAUAUGAAAGUUGAGGGACAAAGAAGUGACCAAACCCAUUCACCCACAAAGUCUAGUCCAACAUCAAACAGUGGUCACAUUUCUAAUGAAUCGAGUAGAAGUACUCAUGCAUCACAGAAGAAAACUGUCAUUGAAGAGAGUGCCAACAAGCAAGCCAAUCCCAGUGAAACAAGUAGCGUUAGAGAGAAAUCAUCUGAAAAUGGCCUUGUAAAGUCUGGUUUAGAGUCCGAAGCUGCUAGGAGAUCUCAGUACUCGGGAAGAGGCAGAGGCAGGGGAGGUGGUUAUAGGGGCCGUCCAAGGAAAGAUGGGGGCGAGUUCUACUACAGAAAUCAGGGGGGCUAUGAGCGGGGUGGUUAUAGGAGAAGAGGGGAUUAUCAGAAUUCCAGGCGAGACAACGACGGGAGAAAUUAUCGACCAAGGGAUGAUUAUCCAAAAAGUGCUCCACAGAGAGGAGAGAGACAGAGUAAUUCUCGCAACGAGAGGCAGAAUACAGCUGGGGUGAAUGAGAGGCCGAGGACUGCCAGGGAGGGCGUUAAAGAAUCACGAGGAGGAAAGGAUUCUAAUGAUAAACCUCAGGAAUGAAAUCAAUUUUCUCUUUGUUUUGAUUAAUCUAGUCUCACUGUUAUUUUCUGUUUCAGCUCAAGUGAUAUUGUGUUACUUAUUGAAAUUGUUCUCCGUUUUGAAUGGUUAAAGAAGUGGUCUUUAAACUGUAUCUUUGAAAAGAUAAAAGUUAUAUUCUGAAUGAUAAACACCAAACAGAACUUAGCAUUCAUUACAUAGUUUCAGAUCAUUUGCUUGUAUAAUUGUGAAAAGUACCAUAUCUGGAAGUUAAUAUUCAAUAUUGUAUAUGUUGAUAGUUGCAUAUGGAAAAAUAUUGGAAUUGUAAUGUUGAUGUCUAGUAAGUAUGUGUACUAUUUCACAGGAUAAUUUAUUUUCUUUGAAUUUUUAGAUAGAAAAUUGUUAUUGUAAUAUGUAUAUUCAAUUUGUGAUAAAAUCUUGUUACUUAAUGUUUUAAAUUUCACCUCAACCAUUUUUUCAAUGUUGUCAGUGUUUAAAUAAGUUUUAAACUGCUUUUAUCAUUAUUUGACUUUGACAGCGUAGUUAGUAGUCGUUUUUAAGUCAGUGAUGAAUAUUUGGUUGUUUCUUGUUACACAUCAGUAUUGAAUUAUUGCUAAUUAGUGCUUUAUAGAUAAAUGAAGAAAAUCAUGCACAAAAAUUUCCAUCAGUAAACGUUUUGGCAAAUAUCAUACAUCAAGGCCUCUGAAUAAAAAAAAAAAUCACAAUGUAGAUUUUUUUGAGUACAUAUGCACUGAUUUAUGCCCCAAAGAUUUAAGAUGGAAGGGCAUAGUGUUUACAGUCUGUAUCUUUAUAUGUAAUUUCAACUUGUCACAAGUUUUUACUUUGCAAAAUAGAGUUUUCUUAAGUUGUGAACUUAACAAGACAGAGGCUUCAUAGUUUUAAUGGAAUGAUCAAGGGGAAAUUUGUAACCAUAGAAAUUAGCCACUGCCGGGGGCAUAGUCACAAACAUUUUUGCAAUAUUCUACACUUUGGACUACCGUGGUAUGCUGGUAUCAGAAUUUCCUGAAUGCUACAUAAAUAUAUGUAUCUUGUACAUGAAAUCAGUUCAUUUGACCCAUAAAUAUAUUGCACUUUGAUUGUGGACAGACAGAAGUAAAUGAGAAUCUGUGAUUUAAACCUCUGGUUUCCGUAGGAACAGACAAUCACCAUUAUUGUAGUAUCAUGAUACACAUAACUGUGAUAUUUAGUAACAUGUUUUUGGAUAAUUGCCUCUGGAAUGUAAUAUUUAUUCACAGAUGCUUAAAUUUCUACAAAUAUAUUACCCAUAUCAUUUGACCAUAUUUCCCAUUUGAUAUAUCAGUAAAUUUGAAGGGGGAGGGGGAAUAGUUGAUUAGAAGUUUGAUAGUGGUGUAGUGAGUCACAGUACCUUAACAAAGUUGAAUUGACAUCUAGUUUACUUGGUUCUGCAUAGUUGGUAUUUUGGGGGUACGUGUACUAGUUUAUGAUUUACUACACAUAUUGGAUAUUUUCGUAUAAUGCAAAUCGACUUCAUUGUUUUGGUUUGAAAAAAAAAGAAACAAAAGCUACCCAAAAAAACAGGAUGUAUUAAAUAUGUAGAGUUGUCAUUAUUACUUUAUGAUUGGUAAUUUGUAAAAUCUUGUGUAAAAAAAAAAAAAUACCAUUGUUACAUAUGUUCGGGGUAUAAAUUGUAUAUCUUCAUAUAGCAAAUGUUCGUUAUAAGCAAACAUUCAUUAUCAAUAAAAUUCAUUAUAAGCAGGUUUUUUGUAAAGCUUAAAAGGUGUUGGAUCAUUUGAUUUCUUUUCCCUUUACCCAUGUGAAAAAUGCAAAACAAAAAAUGCUGUCUUUUAUAUUGUUUUGAAAGUUUUUGUCGUGUGCUUGCACAUUUGCACAUACGAUCUUGUGACUUUCCCCCUGUCAGAAGUAAUGAUGAAAAGAUUGAAAAUUUGGCUGAGGGAGAAGAAAUUUCUUGGUAUCUGGUAUUUUGUAAUAUUUUUUACCAAGAUGAAGAUGUGUAACCCAUAUACUUGAAGUGUUUUCUGUCUCAGAAUCUAUGCAUGUCGUGCAAGAAUCGUAUAAUGUAGAUAAACAUCGACUUACUUUUAAUAUGCUUCUGCUUCGUGUCUAUUUAAAUAACCCGGAGUUGAAUGACAGCAACUCUAUAUUUUUGUAUGGUCACAAGAUUUUUAAACAACUGUAUUUUUUAAUUUAUGCAACAAGUUAUAGGCCUUUGAGCUUUCGAAGAUGCAUGUAAUAUUUAAAAAUUUUUUUGUAUUUUCUGUGUUAGAAUAUUGGGUAUUUUUGUCUCUGUAUGGUUAGACAACAGGUACUUUUUUGCUGAAAAUGUACCAGGCAUAAAUUUUUGUCUAUUACAGCCUCUACCGACUGUUAGAUUUAAUAACUUUGGUGCAUUCUUUUUCCCAUAAAUUUAAAAGUUAUACUCGAUGAAGUGCCAAACAAUAAAACAAAAAAUCAGGAUUGAUUUGUUGAUUCUUGACCCUCGGUGUCACAAUUUUUUUGUUCCCGAAAGGGCAAAUUGUAUUCCAUUCUUUGAAUUACUUCUUUGACAUGGUAAUUGAAAUUGAAAAUGUUUUGGAUAGGUUUAAAACUACUGAGGUUGCUGUUAGUUUCAACAGAAUGUGAUCUUCUUCAGUUACAAUUCACAAGGUACGGUUCAUUUUAUUUCCUUUACAUUCGUCAAUGUCUUAAUAUAACCACAUUUUUUGGUUCAUGUACAUCAGUAUUCUAAGAUUGUUAACCUGUCUAUUGAACCAAUAAUUGUAUUGUCUGAUAUAGCUACAAUGUGCAUCAGCAGUCUGGUGGCAUUUGGUAUUUAAAACAGAAUUCAGGAAAAUAGCAAUAUGAACCAGUGUACAUGAAAAUAAAACAGAAUUUAAAGGGAUUGACUCAUAUUUGCUGUAUUUUUUUUUUUGCAUCUCUAUGUGAAGUUUAAUUAAUGGCUAUUUUUAUUUCAUUGUCUGUUCAUUUACAAUGGAAACUUGGAUUAUAAAUAUAUACUGUAUAUAUAGUGAAAGCUUAUUGUUCGUUUCCUUUUGCUUGAUCUGUGUUUUCUCGACUUUGGUUGUUUUAUUUUUAGACCAUCACUUUGUUGCCUCAUCAUGUGUGUGGGUAAAUUAUCACUGGUCCAUGUUCACGUGUUGGUCACUAGUCCAUGAUUUUACUGCUACUGUUAUGUUGAAUUAGGUACGGGAAGUUUGUUUGAUAACUUAAGAGGAUGUUGACAUGUUUCAAAUCUUGUAAAAAAAAACAACAACAAAAACAACUGUAUUCACAAUAUAUAUAUGCAUAGCUAUAUAUAGAUCUAUAUUAUUAAAACAUAUCAAUGGCA
This is a messenger RNA of Ostrea edulis (European flat oyster), 5557 nucleotides long. RefSeq names its product spermatogenesis-associated serine-rich protein 2-like. The coding region runs from base 310 to 2253 and encodes 647 amino acids. The record is from RefSeq and is a predicted model, not a curated record. The transcript has 17 exons. Lineage: Eukaryota; Metazoa; Mollusca; Bivalvia; Ostreida; Ostreidae. Gene Ontology annotation, cellular component: cytoplasm. Gene Ontology annotation, molecular function: protein binding.